AUGUUCCACCUGAACCCAACGCCUCAAGUUUGGCUUGAUCGUAGUUGGCUGAAUUCUAAAAAGACUAAAAAGACUAAAAAGACUAAAAAGACUAAAAAGACUAAAAAGACUAAAAAGACUAAAAAGACUAAAAAGACUAAAAAGACUAAAAAGACUAAAAAGACUAAAAAGACUAAAAAGACUAAAAAGACUAAAAAGACUAAAAAGACUAAAGAGACUAAAAAGACUAAAAGACUAAAAAAGACUAAAAAGAGUAAAAAGAGUAAAAAGACUAAAAAGACUAAAAAGAGUAAAAAGACUAAAAAGACUAAAAAGACUAAAAAGACUAAAAAGACUAAAAAGACUAAAAAGACUAAAAAGACUAAAAAGACUAAAAAGACUAAAAAGACUAAAAAGACUAAAAAGACUAAAAAGACUAAAAAGACUAAAAAGACUAAAAAGACUAAAAAGACUAAAAAGACUAAAAAGACUAAAAAGACUAAAAAGACUAAAAAGACUAAAAAGACUAAAAAGACUAAAAAGACUAAAAAGACUAAAAAGACUAAAAAGACUAAAAAGACUAAAAAGACUAAAAAGACUAAAAAGACUAAAAAGACUAAAAAGACUAAAAAGACUAAAAAGACUAAAAAGACUAAAAAGACUAAAAAGACUAAAAAGACUAAAAAGACUAAAAAGACUAAAAAGACUAAAAAGACUAAAAAGACUAAAAAGACUAAAAAGACUAAAAAGACUAAAAAGACUAAAAAGACUAAAAAGACUAAAAAGACUAAAAAGACUAAAAAGACUAAAAAGACUAAAAAGACUAAAAAGACUAAAAAGACUAAAAAGACUAAAAAGACUAAAGAGACUAAAAAGACUAAAAAGACUAAAAUGACUAAAAAUACUAAAAAGCCUAGAAAGACUAAAAAGACUAGAAAGACUAGAAAGACUAGAAAGACUAAAAACUUGAAAUACUUAAGAGACUAA
Molecule: messenger RNA, 966 nt
Organism: Armigeres subalbatus
Lineage: Eukaryota; Metazoa; Arthropoda; Insecta; Diptera; Culicidae
Product: transcriptional regulator ATRX homolog
Exons: 1
Coding region: 1-966 (321 amino acids)
Biological process (GO): nucleosome assembly
Cellular component (GO): nucleosome
Molecular function (GO): structural constituent of chromatin; DNA binding
Source: RefSeq, a predicted model, not a curated record